AUGACAGUAAAUAAAAUGUUCUAUCGGAAACAAAACGUUCAAUGUUCAGCUACUAGUGCUAACAGUGUAAGAUUGACCAUCACCCAACAGUGUCCAGCUACUAGUGCUAACAUUGUAAGAUUGACCAUCACCCAACACUGUCCAGCUUCUAGUGCUAACAGUGUAAGAUUGACCAUCACCCAACACUGUCCAGCUACUAGUGCUAACAUUGUAAGAUUGACCAUCACCCAACACUGUCCAGCUUCUAGUGCUAACAGUGUAAGAUUGACCAUCACCCAACACUGUCCAGCUACUAGUGCUAACAUUGUAAGAUUGCCCAUCACCCAACACUGUCCAGCUUCUAGUGCUAACAGUGUAAGAUUGACCAUCACCCAACAAUGUCCAGCUUCUAGUGCUAACAGUGUAAGAUUGCCCAUCACCCAACACUGUCCAGAUACUAGUGCUAACAGUGUAAGAUUGACCAUCACCCAACACUGUUCAGCUACUAGUGCUAACAUUGUAAGAUUGACCAUGACCCAACACUGUUCAGCUACUAGUGCUAACAUUGUAAGAUUGACCAUCACCCAACACUGUUCAGCUACUAGUGCUAACAUUGUAAGAUUGACCAUCACCCAACACUGUCCAGCUUCUAGUGCUAACAGUGUAAGAUUGACCAUCACCCAACACUGUCCAGCUACUAGUGCUAACAUUGUAAGAUUGACCAUCACCCAACACUGUCCAGCUUCUAGUGCUAACAGUGUAAGAUUGACCAUCACCCAACACUGUCCAGCUACUAGUGCUAACAUUGUAAGAUUGCCCAUCACCCAACACUGUCCAGCUUCUAGUGCUAACAGUGUAAGAUUGACCAUCACCCAACAAUGUCCAGCUUCUAGUGCUAACAGUGUAAGAUUGCCCAUCACCCAACACUGUCCAGAUACUAGUGCUAACAGUGUAAGAUUGACCAUCACCCAACACUGUUCAGCUACUAGUGCUAACAUUGUAAGAUUGACCAUGACCCAACACUGUUCAGCUACUAGUGCUAACAUUGUAAGAUUGACCAUCACCCAACACUGUUCAGCUACUAGUGCUAACAUUGUAAGAUUGACCAUCACCCAACACUGUUCAGCUACUAGUGCUAACAGUGGAAGAUUGCCCAUCACCCAACAUUGUCCAGCUACUAGUGCUAACAGUGUAAGAUUGACCAUCACCCAACACUGUUCAGCUACUAGUGCUAACAGUGUAAGAUUGACCAUCACCCAACACUGUUCAGCUACUAGUGCUAACAGUGUAAGAUUGCCCAUCACCCAACAUUGUCCAGCUACUAGUGCUAACAGUGUAAGAUUGACCAUCACCCAACACUGUUCAGCUACUAGUGCUAACAGUGUAAGAUUGACCGUCACCCAACACUGUCCAGCUACUAGUGCUAACAUUGUAAGAUUGACCAUCACCCAACACUGUCCAGCUACUAGUGCUAACAUUGUAAGAUUGACCAUCACCAACACUGUUCAGCUACUAGUGCUAACAGUGUAA
Messenger RNA from Biomphalaria glabrata, 1509 nucleotides. RefSeq lists its product as uncharacterized. The record is from RefSeq and is a predicted model, not a curated record. Bases 1 to 1509 code for a protein of 502 amino acids. Lineage: Eukaryota; Metazoa; Mollusca; Gastropoda; Planorbidae. The transcript has a single exon.